Messenger RNA from Eruca vesicaria subsp. sativa (arugula), 1785 nucleotides. The record is from the annotation of a GenBank genome assembly. NCBI's taxonomy places the organism in Eukaryota, Viridiplantae, Streptophyta, Magnoliopsida, Brassicales, Brassicaceae.
AUGUCUUUCCUUAAUACUCUGGUUCUUGGCUCUGCUUUGACGGUAACGGAUUGUGACUAUUCGGGGUUGCAUCAGCUCUUGGAUCAGAUUCAGGGGAUAGCUUCACCUGUUCUUCAGUUUUCACUCAAGAGGAACGACAUUGAGGAGCACUUUACUACACUGGAAAGUUUGAUCAAGGAACGAACUAAAGAGGUAGAGCUCAAGGAGAGAAGUGUGAUGAAACGGAAUAUGGAGUUGGAGAAGAAGGAAGAGGAGGUUAUAGAGAGGGAGAGGAAGCAGUGUCUGUUAUCAUCUCUUCUCAAGAGGUUGGACUGUGAGACUGCUAAUGAAGCAGCUAACGUGCUUGAAGAGAGGGUAAAAGAGGUUGAGAGGAUAUCAAAGUGUAACGAUGACAAGUCACGUGAGUUAGACAAAGAUGCUGAAAUGGUGAAAGAAUCUCUUAAGCAGCUUGAAACUAGGGAGAAGAAGCUUAGCUUAAUUGAUGAAGCUAUCAAAGAGAUGAUGUCUGCUUUGAAGAAGAAAGAGAAGACCUUUGAUGCAGAGCAGAUAGUAAAAGCUGAGAGGAUGGAGUUGAAGUGCAAAGAGAAGAUGGCUACUUUGGAGAAGAAAGAGAUGAUGUUUGAAGUGAAACAGAAAGCUAAGGCUGAGGAGAUGGAUGUUAGGGAAAAGAAGCUUGAGGAAAGAGAGAAAGAGCUUAGCUUACGUGAUGAAGCUAUCAAAGAGAAAGUGAUUGAACUGAAGAAGAAGGAGAUGAUCUUUGAAGCUGAGGAGAGAGAGUUGAAGAGUAAAGAGAAGAUGGCUGCUUUGGAGAAGAAAGAGAAGAUCUUUGGAGCAGAACAGAAAGCUAAAGCUGAGGAGAUGAAUGUUAAGGAAAAGAAGCUUGACGAAAGAGAGAAAGAGCUUGACUUGAAGCAGAAAAAGUUAGAACAAGUCAUGGACAAGCUUAAAGAGAGGGAGUUACAAGAGCAAGCUGGUUCUCUUAUUCCUCCUGCAAAAAGGCACAAAACACACAACCAUGACGAUGCAGCUUCAGCUUCUCAACAACAAAGAGACAAAGCGUGUAAAGUAGAAGAGGAACCUGAGAAGAUAAAGAUUCCUGACUCAGAGUUUCAUGACUUCAGAAAGACAAUGAGCUCUUUCUUGGUUGAUAAGAUAUGGGCGCUUUAUGAUCCUAGAGAUGACAUGCCACGGCUGUACGCUAAAAUCAAGAGGAUUACCAAGUAUAAGUCAACUCUUGACGUUACAUGGCUUGAUCACAAAGAUGAGGAAUCAGUUCCCGUUGCUUGUGGGAGGUUCACAUACGGGAGAACAGAAACAGUAAACCACUUGACGUUUUCUCAUGAAGUAAAACCCAUCAUACAUGGCAGGAACAUCUCUGUAAACCCAAAAGAAGGUGAAACGUGGGCUGUGUUCAGAGACUGGAGUCCAAGCUGGGAGAAUAACCACAAGCCUCCUUAUAGAUACGACUUUGUGGAAGUGGUGGAAGUCUUUGAGGAUCAUCAGGGCGUUGGAGUGACCUACCUAGGGAAGGUGGAAGGCUUUGUAUCAGUGUUUAAACACCCUGUGCAGAAUGGAGUGUAUAAAAAGGUGAUCGGACCAAAUGAAAUGCAGAGAUUCUCUCACAGAGUUCCAUCUGUUAGAUUGAAUGGAGAAGAGAGAGAAGGAGUUCCUGCUGGCUCUUUUGAGCUUGACCCUGCUGCUGUCCCAAGAUACAUACUACGUGGGAAGAAGAAGGAGGUUCAAGCUGGCUCUGCAGAAGACAACCCUCUUAUUAUCUUAGAUUGA